Heterostelium album PN500 is the source of this 2172-nucleotide messenger RNA. RefSeq lists its product as uncharacterized. The transcript has 8 exons. The coding region runs from base 1 to 2172 and encodes 723 amino acids. The record is from RefSeq and is a predicted model, not a curated record. NCBI's taxonomy places the organism in Eukaryota, Evosea, Eumycetozoa, Acytosteliales, Acytosteliaceae.
AUGAGUAGCUAUACAGAUUAUGAUGAUCAGGAUCUACUUGAUGAUCUGUAUUUUCCUUGGGUAAUCAAUGAUCAAGUAUUGGUUCUUGUGAUAAAUGGGACUGCUCCCCAAUAUCCUGUACCUAUAUUGAUAGAACACUUUGGUCAAGUUCAAGGUUUAAUAAUCGACCGAUCAUUCUUCCCAAUGCCUUUGAAUAUGCAAAGUAAAUAUUUAUCUAUUUAUGUUUUAUAUUUUUUUUAUAUUAUUUUUUUUGUAAAAGUACACUCAUUAAAAGUUAUGAGUUAUGAAUAUAUAAGUGAGAAUCCUACUUAUUUCGAUCUUCAAACAGGCUCAUGUCUAUCAAAGAUGGCAUUUAAAAUUGAUCCAACAGGAUGUACUUCGCCAAUCAACAUAACUACUCAGAAUGGCGUAUCUUUAUCUCUGGAUUCAAUGUAUUCUGACAUUGAUUAUCAAUAUCAUUACUAUACCAUCGGUUACUACAUUGGUCAAUCCGGUUUGAAUUUGAAAAUCAAUUGUACAGGAGGAGGGGAUAUUAUACUUCAAAACAAUGAUGAUCUAUUUUAUUGUUUAGAAGUACCAAACUUUAGUAUCUCAAGAAUAUCACCAUGGAAACAAACUUUUGAUUUAGGAUUUCAGAGCUAUGAAAGUGUAUUUGAAGUUCCAGAGUUGAAUUAUACUCUAAAAUCUUUAGGUUGUUGGAUAACAAUAGGAUUUAACUGUACAAUUACACCAAGAUUUUCAAAGUCUAAAGGUUAUUUCAGUUAUAUUCUCACCCUUGUACCAUUACCUUAUCAAGUUAAUUAUAAUGGUGCCAUUCUUAUCAUUAAUGUUGGUACAGAUGUUAAAUUCUCUCAAUCUCUAUCAAAUAUAUUCUUUUCACCAAAUGAUGGAACAAUUCAAGUACUCAAGAAUGUUUCUUAUCCAAAUAUUUAUAGCCCUCCUUUUAACUCUUAUUUACCAAGUGUUCCUGUUUGGUUGUCAGUUGACGUACUCAACCCUGGACCAUUCUAUGCAACCAAAACGCAGAUCAAAGAUACAGCACUCUAUCCUGUCAAAGGAAACAAAAAGUCAGCAACCUUAAUCACUGCCGUAUUACCAAGCUUGGGAAGUGUCUAUUUCUAUUUCAAUGCUAUUAAUUCAACUUCGACCAUUAAUGAACCAAUGACAUCAAUGCUAUUUACUGACCAAUUUCAUAAUAGUGGUGAUGUUAUACCAAAUGGAAUGUAUUUAAAUAGUGGAUCUCUCAACUUUGCAAUGUAUUAUAUCAAUAGGUUGAUACCAAAUCAAAUGAGCACCUAUGUAGAUUGGUAUGAGACUGGUGAAAUCCCACACAAAUGUUACAGUAAAUUCAACUUCCCGUUUGGAUAUUCGAAUGGAACUGCACUACAUUCAUUUACCAAGAGUCUUCAUCCUAUUGGAAAUUUAACAAACUAUGGUACUGGUGCUUUCUAUAUCGAUUAUAAUCCGAUUCAAUAUAAUUUGAGAAUAGAACUACUAAAUAUUAAAGUAGAUAGUAUCACAUUAACACCAUUUGGAACGUAUUCUUUCUUUAUUCAAAUUGGAUUGAGUGAACCAAUCAGCGGAAUCUAUAAGAUUCAAAUAGGAAGUUGUAAUCUUUUCGAAAAAGAUAUCAUCUUUGGAAACUUAUACAGUGGUAUCUAUGAGAAAGUUUGUCAAUAUGAUUUGGUUGAUGGUGCUGCUCAAAAUCUGGUUAUAGAGAUCUAUAGUCGAUCAAUGGCAUUAUUAUCAUUUACACCAAAUAGAUACAUACCAACAUUAGGUACAUUUUUACCACCAUAUCAAUUCCAAUUUGAUAUUCCUUUAAAUGAAUUUACAAAGGUUGGAUUUGCAAACAAUAUUGUUAAUGUAACAAACUUGACAGUUUUAAACUUUUUCUUUUUCAACUUGACUUCCAACAAUACCUUAAAUUAUAAACCAAUUCUAGAGAUAUUCAAUCAAGAUUUCAAUGGAAAUAAGAAACAGUUCACUGGUGAAUGGAAUUCAACACUACAACUAUAUGUCAUUCCAAUAGCGAUACCAAUGAAUUCAUUUGAAGGAUUAGUUCCUUACCGUUUAUUAACUCAACCACCUAUUAAAAAUUCAGAAUUCUAUUCCAAAUUUGGUGAUUCAUCACAAUUAAUAUUACAAUCUGAAAGUAAGGAUAGAAAUUAA